This is a messenger RNA of Rhipicephalus sanguineus (brown dog tick), 2215 nucleotides long. Its product is annotated as acetylcholinesterase-1. The record is from RefSeq and is a predicted model, not a curated record. NCBI's taxonomy places the organism in Eukaryota, Metazoa, Arthropoda, Arachnida, Ixodida, Ixodidae. Gene Ontology annotation, cellular component: plasma membrane. Gene Ontology annotation, molecular function: acetylcholinesterase activity. Gene Ontology annotation, biological process: choline metabolic process; acetylcholine catabolic process. The transcript has 3 exons. Bases 33 to 2030 code for a protein of 665 amino acids.
AUUCAGGGAGCCUUAAAAGAUGAAUAUUGGUAAUGAAGCCCUUUCAGUUGGGCUUGUGCUUUGUGGCUGACGUGAUGCCGUACAGCGCUGUCUCCGUACUUUCGGUGGUCCUGUCGGUGGUUUUCCAGGUUCUCUUCUGGAACGCAGAACCAUGCGUUUGCUCUGGCAGUGCGGACGUUGAAAAUCAGCGCGUCAUUGUCAAGACAAAGCAGGGACGCGUUGCUGGACAGCGUGUCACCGUCGACAGCAACACCAUCUACAGGUACAUCGGCGUGCCUUUCGCAGAACCACCGCUGGGAAAACUAAGAUUCCGGAGGCCUCAGCCGCUGAAACCUUGGAAGGGAGUUUUGAACGCCACCAGUUACACCCCGUCGUGCAUGCAGAUGCCGCUGCAGGUAGACGAGAAGGUAUAUCUGGACUACGGCAAGAGGUCCGAGGACUGUCUCUACCUCAAUAUUUGGCAGGCCUCUGGUGCAAGGACGUGCUCGGGAGACCCAACCUCCACUGAGUGUCGGUUGCGCCCCGUCGUCAUCUACUUUUACGGCGGCGGAUUUUUGACAGGUGACGCGAGCUUUUUCAUCUUCCGCGGUGAUCGCUUUGCUGCCAUCGCCGACGUGGUUUACAUAACUGUCAACUACAGAGUCGGGAUGUUCGGCUUCUUCAAGACGAAUAUGCCAGAGUACAAAGGAAAUGCCGGUAUGUUCGACCAGGUAGAAGCGAUGAAAUGGGUCAAGGAAAACGCUAGGGCGUUCGGCGGAGAUCCGGAAGAAAUAACCAUCUGGGGUCAGAGUGCGGGCGCCGUAUCUGUUACGUUCCACAUGCUAUCUCCGGUCAGCCGAGGGCUGUUCAAAAGGGCGUACAUUCAAAGUGGCGCACCUGGUUCGGCGUUGGCGUUGAUGAAACUCAACACCCCUGCAGUGGCGCACAGAGCUAUGGGUUUGCUAGGAUGCUACAAGCCUACUAUCCCUUGGAAGCAACAGGAGCAAGAAAGCAUGAAAUGCAUACAAAGCGUCGAUGCGAAUGUGCUUUUGGAAAAGAUUGCGAGAGAGCUGCCCUUGACCAGCUUCUUGUUCCUUCCGACGAUCGGCGACGAAUUCCUUCCUGAAGACCCUCUGGCCGAAGGGCAGAAGAUCAGGACCGGAAAGGAAAUCCUGCUUAGCACCACACCAAAUGAGGGGUCACUGUUCGUGAAAGGGAUGCUCCUGAGAAAUCCGCACCUCAGAGAGCUUAUCUCCGAGGAUUACAAGACGCCAGUGAAAAUCCUCAUGCGCCUCCUGUUAGACGUGCCGUCCUACAAGACCGAAGCGCUGGCUGACGUGUACCUGAAAGGUAUGGACAAAGGUGAUAUGAACGAGACCGAGUGGAAGACGAACUUGGGACGUUUGUUCACCGACGCAGUGUUCGAGUGUGCCGUGGAUAGCUUCGCCCUGGCGGCGUCAAAGAACGGCCACGAUGUGUACCGCUUCCUUUUCGCGCACAAGCCAACAUUCUCAAUUUGGGAAGACUGGCUGGGUAUUACGCAUGGGGACGACAUCAUAUUUACUGCCGGCACUUCUGCAGACCUCACGCGCAGCAUCAAGAUGUACGGCCGUUACCCUGGUGACCACAGCAUCGCGCUUCCGGAGCCCACCGAAGACGAAAUGGAGUUCUCGCGCGACCUGGUCCGCACCAUCGGAAGCUUUGCUAGAUACGGAAAACCAAAGAUUCCGAAGAGUGACAUGGAGUGGCCCAAGUACACCAAAGAGAACAAGGCGUACGUCAUACUCAAGCCGAACGACUACAGCGUUGCGUAUGGACCAAGGUCCAAGAAAUGCCACCUCUGGGAGCCGUACCUUAUCAAGAGGCAACCAGCACCAACGACGCCCGCUCCCAAGCACAAGCCGACGCCCAAGCGCAUCCCAGAGAAGCGCCCUGGCAAGCCGCUGCGACCACUCGACAACUUCGUCGAGUCUUCGGCAUCCACGGGUCCGCUGUCAUCGGCCGCGGCUCUGGCGUCAAUGCUCUUCGCCAUCGCCUUCAACCGAUCGUGAGAAGAACGAGUGCCGUGGUCUAGAAAGCGUGAACUGGUGUUCUCUCGGCUUCGUAGUGUUUCAAUUCCUGGCGCGCAUGGAAGUGCACGCUUUUUUCCAUCGGCGUUGCAAGAACACUUUGUGCUUCUCAGGUGUAUCUGUACCCUGUCACCGUGCUAGGCUACCUGAGCCGCGUCUGUGAAAAA